GGGAGAAGUCGCAGCCUCCCCAAAAUUCCAGAGGACCUAGGGGGCACUUGGCACUAGAAGCUGCCCGAAUUUGAAGGUCGUGGGUGCAGGGGUUGGGGCGCAAAAGGGGUUCGAAGGGGGCCGAGCGGUCGGCGCGCAUCAGGCUGAAAAUGUAGAAGUGGGCUUUGGUCCGGCGUCUGAAACGAAGUUUGUGUCGAUGUCUCAGUAACGCGCGCGGUCGCGUUUGUUGCAUACGUUAAGACAGUGAGAGUGUGGCCCGGAAGGGGUAGACGGUCGAUAUGAUCGACCGCAGACUAGGGUACCUGGUCCUGCUGAUAGCUAUAUUUAGUGGUGUUAGCUCGCAAUUUCUUAGCAAAUAUCCUACCGAGAACCGAACGGGACUCUACGGAAGAACUCAAUUAGGAGGAAUCAGGAAUAGGUAUUACGGCAGGUACAGGAAUGGUGAAGUCAGCUCGCCAGACAACAGCCGAUAUCCUGAAAAUAUAGUCGCUAGUCCCGAUUCUACAGAAUAUAGGGAAGAUCGUCGGUAUGAAGAAUCCAGGUCAGAAUCAGAACAUAGGGGAGAUCAGGACCUAGAUGGAGAUGCUGCCCAAGGCGAAUACGGCGCCUCAAAUGCCGAAUACGAAGCAGGAAGACGGCGAACUGGGUACGAAUCCACCCUAACCGAUGAAUACGUAACAUCUGCCCCCGAUUCACCAAACUAUGCCAACUCUCUGCCUCGAGAAUACGAUGAUCGAUCCAGGACGUACAGCCAAUCAGGCUCAUACGGAAGUCAAUCGCGAUCUUACGGCGCCCAGUCAGGCUCCUCGGAAGGUCAGCCUGGAUCCUACGGAGCUCAACAAGGAUCAUCAUAUGAAAAUCGACGUCAACAAGGAUAUCCUGCAGGUCAGCCAGGAGGCUACAGCGGCCAAUCAGGUUCAUCGUAUAGCAGUCAAUCGAGGUCAUAUGGAGGCCAAUCUGGAUCCCCAGGAAGUCAACCAGAAAACCCUGAAGGUCAAUCAGGGUCCUAUGGAAGUCGAUCUGGAUCAUCGUAUGAAAAUCGAUCAGGAUCUUACGCAGGGCAAUCAGGAUCACCAACUGGACCACCGGGAUACUACGAGCGCUCAGAGUCAUCUUAUGAGAGCAGAUCAUCUUAUGGAGGUCAACCUGGGUCAGCUGGAUCGUCGUUAUCCGAAUCGGGAUCAUAUGGAGGUGAAGGAAGAGUUGAUGGACAGUCUGGAUCAUCGUAUGAAGGUAGAAAAGUUGCUUAUGGGGGAUAUGAAAGCAGUCCUUAUGCCAAUCGAAGGCCGUACUCUAGCAGCUAUGACAUCUUCGAUUCUCCUGGAAGAGGAAGAAAUGGUAGUGAGAAGUGUUUGCCCAAGUGUUUCGCUGAAAAAGGAAAUAGAGGAUUUCCUGGUGUUCCCGGUCUUCCUGGUGAUAAAGGACAGAGGGGUUUCCCUGGUGGAGAAGGCAUGAUGGGAGACAAAGGAGAUAAGGGCGAAGCCGGUAUCUUAGGACCCCGAGGUCCGAAAGGAGAAAGAGGAAAGACUGGUGUUCCUGGAUUCCCAGGUCUCCAUGGUAUACCCGGAAUCCAAGGUCCACCAGGUUCUCCUGGUAUUCCUGGUAUGGACGGUUGCAACGGGACCGAUGGUCUUCCUGGCGUCGAUGGUUUCCCUGGCCAGCCAGGACCAAGAGGUAUGCCGGGAAUUAUUGGAAUCAAGGGAGAGCGUGGAGAAGAUGCCCACUGCGAGAUCACGUUGAAGGGACAGAAGGGAGAACCAGGACGGGACGGUGUGACAGGUCCAGCGGGAAACCCCGGACCACUGGGACCGUCUGGAUUGCCUGGACCUCAAGGAGAAUUUGGAGCUACUGGUCCUCGCGGUCCUCCGGGCUCCAAGGGUCAAAAGGGUUCCAUGGGCGUAGGCUUCUAUGGGCCGAAAGGAGAAAGAGGGGGCAGGGGGCCACCUGGAGAAAAGGGAGACCCGGCUGACGGGCAUCACGGACAGAACCAGACGGCCAUUUUGGGACCGAAGGGCGACAAGGGCAGGACGGGGGAUACGGGCGACUACGGGUUCCCCGGGCAGAAGGGUGAGCCAGGGCCGGACGGGGACUACGGAUUGGCGGGUUCCAUCGGGAUGAAGGGAGAGAAAGGGCUGUCUGGUGCACCAGGUCCUAGAGGCAGAGACGGCUUCGCCGGCCCUCCGGGUCCCCCGGGCCAGAAAGGAGACCGCGGCCUCUCAGGAAUCCCCGGAUUGGCCGGACGACCAGGACUGAAGGGCGAGCCAGGAAGGGACGGACCGUCGGGCCAACUGGGGCUGACAGGCCCGCCCGGCCCGCCAGGUGGCGGGAAGGGCACCCCAGGGGCGCCAGGACCGCAUGGCCCGAGAGGGUAUCCGGGUCCCAUGGGUCCCAAGGGGUUGGACGGAUUCCCUGGAGAGCCCGGAGCGCGAGGACCGGUGGGACCCACUGGAGGACCUGGGUUACCUGGAACACCAGGUCCUGAGGGAGCACCUGGUGAAAAGGGAGAACAAGGACUGUCUGGAGUAACAGGACUACCAGGAAAUGACGGGCCUAGGGGCUUCCCUGGCCCUAUGGGUCCACAGGGUCUGCGAGGACUGACAGGAGAGAAGGGACUAUCUAUAAUGGGCCCCAAAGGCGAAGACGGCGAGAACGGGCGCGACGGUCAGAAGGGCCUGAAGGGCGAGAAGGGCUUCAGCGGCCCCAGAGGCACGCCCGGCGACGCCCUUAACGGCAUCCCCGGCUACACCGGCCCCACGGGGCCUCAGGGCGAGAAGGGCAACCAGGGUCGACCCGGCGUGCCCGGCGCCUCCGGGAUUCCGGGUGCCAAGGGCGACGUGGGCGGCCGCUGCUUCGACUGCCUGCCCGGCCUGAAGGGCGACAAGGGCGAUAGGGGGGUGGACGGCAGGGACGGAGACGUAGGGCCGAGGGGGCCACCCGGCCCGCCCGGUUUCAUGGGGUCGGCGGGAGUGGAUGGGGUGCCCGGGAAGAACGGACUUCCUGGACAACCGGGUAGAGACGGUAAUGAUGGAAGCCCCGGAUUGCCUGGUAAUCCAGGAUUGCCAGCCGAAGUGCCGCUCAACCUGAUGAAAGCCGAAAAGGGAGACAAAGGUCUGCGUGGACGAGAUGGGGGCCCCGGUCCAAAGGGUUUCCCGGGUCCCUACGGACCCAAAGGAAAUGCCGGUCUACCUGGAAUGCCUGGAGAGAGAGGAGAAAAAGGAUACGAAGGCUUCCCCGGACUCGAAGGAAAAUCAGGAGAACCCGGAAUACCCGGAAACAAAGGUAUGAAAGGAGAAAGUAUCUAUGGAGAAGACGGCGAACAAGGUGACAAAGGAGAGACAGGAGAAAGAGGUAAAGAUGGAUUACAAGGACCUAUUGGACCACCAGGAAAAUGCCCACAAAACUUGAUCGAAGCUCUGAAAGGCAACAAAGGAGUGAUGGGCCAGAAAGGAGAUAGAGGCUUCCCGGGCAGACCCGGAGAUAGAGGAGACAAAGGUGAACAAGGAAACCUAGGACCGAUGGGCCCAACCGGUCAGGAGGGCCCACCAGGUCCUGUGGGACGAAGAGGUCUGCCAGGGCCCAGAGGCGACAAAGGUGAUAUCGGUCCCAUGGGAUUCCUAGGGGAACCUGGACGUGAUGGUUCACCAGGUUUUCCAGGUAUAUCAGGAGCCAAGGGAACUAAAGGAGAAGCAGGUAUACCUUCUGUGGGACCCCCAGGACCACCUGGGCCAAUUGGUUUCAGAGGCGAGAAAGGUUUGCGUGGAUUCCCCGGUAAAACAGGUGCAAGAGGUAACGACGGUAUGAUCGGUAUUAUGGGCGAAAAAGGAGACUUUGGUGAACCAGGACAAAACGGCUUACCCGGACCAGCCGGCGAAAAAGGUGAAGCAGGUCCAGUCGGCCCAGCUGGUUUGGAUGGCACUCCAGGACGACCUGGCCCACCAGGAUCGAAGGGUGAACCGGGACUGAGAGGAGAAACUGGGCGAACAGGUUUGGCCGGUUUCCCUGGAUUGAAGGGAGAAAGCGGUAUCCCUGGUCCAGCUGGACUGAAAGGUUUCAAAGGAGUAAUUGGCAGACCAGGAGCCACUGGCAUACCUGGUAUGGAUGGCAUGUCAGGAAUACCUGGUGAAAAAGGAGAACGCGGAUUCCCAGGACUACAAGGUCCACCAGGACUAAUUGGAAUGCCAGGAGAAAAGGGGAUCCAAGGUCUUAAAGGAGAUAUGGGACCAUUUGGGCCUCCAGGACUCCCAGGACCUCCUGGUCUAGUUGGUCUUAAAGGUCAAUCUGGUUAUCCUGGAAAUCCUGGAGCGAAGGGUGAACCAGGAAGUGCAUCCGAGAAGGGUCAAAAGGGAGAACAUGGUAUUCCAGGGUUGAGAGGAGCAGAAGGGCUACCUGGCCUGCGAGGAUUGUCUGGAGACAAGGGAGAUUCAGGUUUACCUGGAAGGAGCAUACCUGGAGUACCAGGUGAAAAAGGUGAUCAAGGCCCUGAAGGUUUGGAUGGACUACCUGGAGUACCAGGUUCGAAAGGUGACAAAGGCCUGGCUGGGUUCCCUGGACCUAAAGGAGACAGAGGAUUCCCUGGUGAAACUGGACCACCUGGCUUAGAUGGAGUUGAUGGAAUUCCUGGAGAACGUGGAGAUACUGGUCCAACCGGUGCACCAGGAUAUCCCGGAGAAAAGGGCGAUAAAGGUUUCGCUGGUAUCAAUGGGUACGAAGGACUGAAGGGAGACAGAGGUUUAUCAGGACCACCUGGACCAAUUGGGUUCCCUGGAGAGAAAGGAGAUUUUGGAGAUAGAGGUUUACCAGGACCAUUGGUGCAGGUUAAAGGUGACAAAGGUGAACCUGGACCUUAUGGUGCUGAAGGAAGGCAGGGAGAAAAGGGAGAUAGAGGAUUCCAGGGAGCAAUCGGAAUCAUUGGAGAAAAGGGAGACGUGGGUUUCCCAGGUGUCAAAGGAGAAAUUGGUCUUGCAGGAAUACCAGGAGAAAAAGGUGAUAGGGGACUUAUUGGACCAGCAGGUCGCCCAGGCUUAACCGUUGAGGGCGAAAAAGGUCUACCAGGAACGCCGGGCAAAAACGGUAGAGAAGGUCUGCAAGGAUUGCAUGGAGAAAAAGGAGAAAUGGGUCUACAAGGCUUCCCAGGACGAUCAGGACCUCCUGGACCUCCAGGCCCUCUAGGUCUCCAAGGACCAAAAGGAGACCGAGGCUUUGACGGAGCACCAGGCCCAAUCGGACCAGUCGGACCACCAGGUAGAUCUGGGCUCCAAGGAGCUGCAGGUUUGAGAGGAGAGAAAGGAGACCGAGGUAAUCCAGGGUUCAUGGGAGCACCAGGAGAAAAAGGAGAUCGUGGUUUGACUGGCCUACAAGGAUCACCUGGUUACCCAGGCGAGAAAGGUGACAGAGGCUACGACGGUAGUCCAGGAAGGCCCGGUCCUAUUGGACCUUUUGGGCCCAAGGGUGAUGCUGGUCCUUCAGGGCAAGCAGGUUUGUCUGGUAUCCCAGGAGAUAAAGGAGACAAAGGAGACGCAGCGCCUCAAGGCUUCCCUGGUCUGAAGGGAGAAAGAGGGCCACCAGGUAAUAAUGGUCUGCCUGGUAGUCGUGGUGAGCCUGGUCUCGAUGGAAUACCUGGAGCGCCAGGAGAGAAGGGAGAUAAAGGAGAUAGAGGCUUAACUGGCUUUGCAGGAGCUCCUGGAUUGCCUGGCGAGAAGGGAGACCGAGGUAUCGAAGGAUUGAUCGGUCUUCAGGGGUUGGUAGGAGAUAUUGGUCCGAAAGGAGAUGCUGGAGCAUCUUGUGUCGAUAUCCCUGAUUACCUCACCGGAACCCUCCUAGUCCGACACAGUCAGAGUAGGGAAGUACCACAAUGCGAGGCAGGUCAUAUCCAGCUAUGGGAGGGAUAUUCUCUCCUCUACAUUGAAGGUAACGAAAAGGCACACACCCAGGAUCUUGGUUUUGCCGGUUCUUGCAUAAGGAAGUUCUCUACUAUGCCUUUCGUAUUUUGCGACGUCAAUAACGUCUGUAAUUACGCUAGUCGCAACGACAAGUCAUACUGGUUGUCUACUAGCGCGGCCAUCCCGAUGAUGCCAGUGGAAGAAUCGCAAAUUGAAGAUUAUAUUUCGAGAUGUGUUGUUUGUGAGGCACCUGCUAACGUCAUAGCGGUUCACAGUCAGUCGCUAGCGCUUCCUGAAUGUCCCAACGGAUGGAGUUCCAUGUGGAUUGGAUACAGUUUCCUUAUGCACACUUCUGCCGGAGCAGAAGGAGGUGGGCAAUCGCUGUCCAGUCCCGGAUCUUGCCUGGAAGAUUUCAGGGCUACGCCAUUCAUCGAGUGCAAUGGUGCCCAAGGAUCCUGCCACUUCUUCGCCAAUACUCUGAGUUUCUGGCUGGCCACCAUCGACAACAACCAGCAGUUCCAGAAGCCGCAGAAGCAGACCCUCAAAGCUGGCAACGUCAGAGACAGAGUCAGCAGGUGCCAAGUCUGUAUAAGGAAUACGUAAACUGCGUCACAGUAGGUAUACAUGUCUGCUUAGGAAAUCGUUGACGGAUUUGAUGUGUCACUUACACGUUUGCGUAAGUGUAAGUGAUUCAUCGACUGUUCACUGUGUUCAACCAAUUGAAGUGUUCCUUUGAGGUACUUGAUCAUCUAUGGUGAUAACAUUUAGAUUCGGAUGACCAGGUAUGCAACCAGCACGUGAAAAUGUAUAGUUAGCUUUGUAACUUUUUAAUACUGCCGUGCCAUGUCUUUGUAACAUUUUUUUAUGUAAAGAUUUUUGUAUAGUACUUAGCAAUUAAGUUGUAUGUAUGAAAAGCAAAUAUCUUGAAUCAGGAUUGAUCACACUUCAAAUAAAUAACUACCUGUAUGUUAAAUAAGGAAAGAGACAUAUUUUUUUAAUUGAAGAAUUUAUGGUGCUAAAUAUUUCUAAAAAGAUUUAUAUGUUCGAUUUACUCACUCAAUCUUACAAUGACAUUCCUGCAAAAUUUAAUUCUUGGUUAAAUCCUCUAGUCAAUCAUAAAUACAGCGUGACAAUCUUUUUUCUUUGUUUUUUACAUUCUGGGGCUCUCAUUAAUGUUUUUAAUAAACACUGCCAUUUGUAAAAUAAACCAUUAGACAUAUAGAUAUGUAUUUUUAUUCUGUAGCAACAUGUUUCCUCCUACAUUCAUGCGUACUGUUAUUGUAUCUGAGUUGUUUAAUGUAAAUAAACUAUAUUUAAAUAAAAAAGUUCAUUGAAGAA
Messenger RNA from Phaedon cochleariae (mustard beetle), 7217 nucleotides. The record is from the annotation of a GenBank genome assembly. NCBI's taxonomy places the organism in Eukaryota, Metazoa, Arthropoda, Insecta, Coleoptera, Chrysomelidae.